Molecule: messenger RNA, 2066 nt
Organism: Aphanomyces astaci
Lineage: Eukaryota; Oomycota; Saprolegniomycetes; Saprolegniales; Verrucalvaceae
Exons: 2
Coding region: 68-2014 (648 amino acids)
Cellular component (GO): membrane; endoplasmic reticulum
Molecular function (GO): long-chain fatty acid-CoA ligase activity
Source: RefSeq, a predicted model, not a curated record
CGAUACACAACAAACACGACCUCGACUUGACAGCAUUUGCCAUUUCACGAUUUUCCCCUAAGUCCACAUGAUGACCAAACCGUUGAUUGCGUGGGAAAUGAACCGAGAAGUGUCCCUUCGACUGACUAGCUCUGGGAUGGGGGCCUUUACCCCAAAAACCAUCGUCGAGGUGUUUCAAAAUACCGUCAAGCGCGUCCCAGACAGCCCCGUGUACUACACAAAGGCUAUUGGCAGCUCUGACUACACAUUUAAGACGUGGGCGCAAUACUACGCCGACUGCCGCAAGUUUGCGAAAUCUCUGAUCGCCCUCGGCCUCGCACCUUUCCAUGUGAUCAACAUCAUCGGGUUCAACUCGAUCGAAUGGGUCACUGCCUGCAUCGGCGCUAUCCUCGGAGGCUGCAUCCCCGCCGGGGUGUACACCACGAGCAACCCCGAAGCGUGCCACUUUAUUGCCGAGCACUCAGAAGCACAUGUGGUUCUCUGCGACGGCGUGGCCCAGCUCGAGAAGUACGUAGCCAUUGCGCACAAACUGCCGGUUUUGAAGGCUCUCGUCGUGUACAACGACGUUGUGCCCAGCGACCUCAACUGCUCCGUGCCCGUGUUCACGUUUGCCGACUUUUUGGCGUCGGGGUCAGGAGUUGACGAUACAGCUUUGGAGGCUCGGAUGAGCGCCCAGAAGCCCGGCAACUGCUGCACCCUCAUCUACACGAGCGGGACCACGGGAAACCCCAAGGCCGUGAUGCUGUCGCACGACAACUUGACGUGGACAGUCGAAGCCACUGCCGUACAUUACGAGCAAACCGGAAUUGUCCUCAACGAACGUAGCAACACGGUGUCGUAUUUGCCCUUGUCGCAUGUCGCUGCGCAGCUAUUCGACAUCUAUUUGCCCAUUACGCGAGGCUUGGCCAUCUACUUUGCCCAGCCGGAUGCCCUCAAGGGCAGUUUGGGCACCACGUUAAAGGAAGCGCGGCCGACGUUGUUCUUUGCCGUCCCCCGAGUGUGGGAAAAGAUGAUGGAGAAGAUGAUUUCCAUUGGCCGGGGCACCACUGGCCUGAAAAAGACACUCGUGACGUGGGCUAAAAGUGUCGGCGCAGCAAAAAACGAAGCCGCGCAGUUUGGCAAGGGCGGCGGCACCCCCUGUGGAUAUACGAUCGCCCAGCGCCUGAUUUUGUCCAAAGUUCGAGCGGCCCUCGGGUUUGAUCGGUGCCAAGGCAUGUUAUCUGCCGCCGCGCCCAUCAGCUUGGAGACGGUCAACUUUUUUGCUGCGCUGGACAUUCCCCUCUACGAACUGUUUGGACAGAGUGAGUGCACUGGCCCGACGUCGUUUUCCAUGACUGGGGCGUGGAAAAUCGGCACGGUGGGGCGUCCCAUGCAAGGCACACAGAUGCAAGUGGUCGAAGACACACAAGAAUUGAUCUACCAGGGCCGCAACACCAUGAUGGGGUACCUCAAAGCUGAACAAAUCACCAAAGACACGAUCGAUGCCGACGGGUGGCUGCACUCGGGGGACUGCGGCAAGCUGGACGAAGACAACUUUUGCUCCAUCACGGGUCGCAUCAAGGAGCUGAUCAUCACCGCAGGCGGGGAAAAUAUCCCCCCCGUGCUGCUGGAAGACGCGAUCAAGGAAGAGAUCCCAUUGCUGUCGAACGCCAUGGCCAUCGGCGACCGGCGCAAGUUCCUCACGGCUGUGUUCACGCUCAAGGUGGUGGUAGAUGCCGACGGCAACCCGAGCGACCAGCUGGACAGCACGGCGCUCGCCAUUCUGACCGGCCUCGGAUCCACGGCGACCACCGUGGGAGAGGCCAAGACCUGCGACAAGGUCAAGGCCUACGUGGAGACGAAGUUGAAAAAAGCCAACGGCCGCGCGGCGUCCCGGGCGCAGCACAUUCAAAAGUAUAUCAUUCUGGACAAGGACUUUAGCAUUGGCGGCGACGAACUCGCGGCCACGCUCAAGUUGAAACGACGGGUGGUCAUGGCCAAAUACGAACAUGCUAUCGAGGCCAUGUAUGCAUGAACCAAGCUGUAGUUUUGAGAUAAACGCGGGAAUAUAUAUUGUGCUUUUCAAC